Cercospora beticola is the source of this 1470-nucleotide messenger RNA. RefSeq lists its product as uncharacterized. Lineage: Eukaryota; Fungi; Ascomycota; Dothideomycetes; Mycosphaerellales; Mycosphaerellaceae. The record is from RefSeq and is a predicted model, not a curated record.
GUAACUUGCGUUGCCUGAGCACGUCUCCGCGACAGCGCUGCUGGAAAGACCGGCUUGGUCCCGCUUUUGAAGUUGAAUUUCCUCCCAUCCCACGUCGGCUGCUGCCUAGCGACCAAGCCUUCCGCUGUGCCGCCCGAGGAAGAAUCGUGACCGAGAUAUAUGGAGAGCGAAGUCGAACACAGCAAUCAUCAGAUAGCGACACCCGAAUCUGUCAGGUUGAAGAACUCGAUCUACCAUAAAGAGUAGGCUCAGAACAGCCAAAGGCUAAAAGAAUGGACACAGAGUCAGGCCGCCGGCAUAUGACGGUCAGUAGGCGCAGCAGCAAUGCCUCAUGAGAAAUGACUCCUACGUCUUGGACCAAUGAAGACAAACAAUCAAAAAGCAAGACAGUCCAAAGCCGAAGAAAACAGUGACGAGAGGAGACAUAUGAGGCUCUGUCAUGAUGGUGGUACCUUUUCGGACACCGCACCCACAGAGCUGGGUCCCCACAGCCGCGUAGAGGCUUUCACAAAUGGUAUAACAGAUGUCGCUUUCCACUUUUUUCUCGUCUCACAUCAGCAACCACACUUCACGAGUGUGUCUAAUAUGGACGCUCUUGCACGUUUCAAUCACAGCUUGAGCUGGACUCGCUCAUGGCUCGCAGCUCAUCAGCAAGAGACAACCGAAGACGACUUCGAAGUCAUCGACAUCCCGGGGGGCAAUUCCUUCAGCAGAGACGAAGAUGUCAUCUCUCUCAGCUCCGAUGACCCCAUAACCUCAUGCGCGGAGCCCGAGUCUCUUCACGGCCCCUCCAUCUUCGCUUUCAAUCCAGACUCAGACAUCUACUCCAACCCUUCCACAUACGCAACCCAUCCCCUCCAUCACGACCCGGUCCACGACACCGAACCCCUCCCCUCUGACCAUCUCGCCUACGCCACAGCAGGCCGAAACCCCACAACCCCCUUCCAGGACCUCCGCUCCCCCUCCAAAGCCCACAACCGAACCCGCAAACACAGCGAAAAAUACUUUGGUCACCGCCACAUCAAACCCGGCCAACUCAACCAACCCCACUGGGAUACCUGGCCCCCCAACAAAUACAAUGUGUUCUACGAACCUGGCUGCACCAUCACCGUACCCAACACCACAUCCAACCUCCAACACGAAACCAAACCCACAAUAAUGACCAAAAAGCAACUCUACAUCGAAGCACAACGCUGGCCACGUCCGCCGAAACCUCCCCGGAAUCGGGUCGACAGAGAUCGAUGGCAAAUUGCAGCUCAUCAUGACAAAGAUCAUUUGGUGAUGAAGCACAUGCGUCAGAUACGCGAGCAGGAUGAGAUUGAAAUGUUUUGGGAUGAGGAGAUGAUUGAGGAGAUGGUGGGGAGGGAGCAUGAGGAUAUGGAAGUUGAUCCGCGAAUGGAGAAUUGGUGUGUUUGUGUUUGGAAAGGGUGUGAGGAGUACUGUGUCGAGCAUGGGUAUGGGGUUCGUUGA